Messenger RNA from Trichoderma virens Gv29-8, 1809 nucleotides. RefSeq lists its product as uncharacterized. Gene Ontology annotation, biological process: transmembrane transport. Gene Ontology annotation, cellular component: membrane. Bases 1 to 1809 code for a protein of 602 amino acids. The transcript has 6 exons. NCBI's taxonomy places the organism in Eukaryota, Fungi, Ascomycota, Sordariomycetes, Hypocreales, Hypocreaceae. The record is from RefSeq and is a predicted model, not a curated record. Gene Ontology annotation, molecular function: myo-inositol:proton symporter activity.
AUGGCUCACUCACCUGAUCUGAAGCAUCCUAAGGAUGAGUUUCUUUCCCAUGUUGAAGACGCGAGCCCUAAUAUCUCUCGCAAUGUCAACGCCAAGAUUUGGAACCCUUUGAUGGGAAUAUCCAAAGAUAAUCUGCGUUCGCAAGUCAACGCUUUCUGUAGAGAAUACGGUUUCCAAGACAAACAAGAUGUCUUCUUCAGAGGCGCCCUGGCAGCCCAAAACCCAGUUGACUAUGAGGAUAUUCCAGAGCUGACUGACGAUGACAAGUAUUGGCUAAGGCGUGAAGUCACCAACCGGUGGCAUUUGCCCAAGGCUCUUUACUACACUAUUGCUCUUUGCUCUUUGGGCUCUGCUAUCCAAGGCUGGGACAACACUGGUGCCAACGGCGCAAAUCUGUCAUUCCCCCAAGAAUUUGGCAUUGAGAACAAUGGAUGGCUUGUUGGUGUCAUCAACUCAGGCCCCACGCUUUUUGGGCUUCUCAGUGCCUGGGCUGCUGACCCGGUAAAUAAUCUCCUCGGUCGAAGGGGCACCGUCUUCGCUACAGGACUAUUCUGUAUUUUCCCCGUCUUGGCUCAAGCCUUUACACAAAACUGGUGGGGUCUCAUGAUCUGCCGCUUGUUUAUGGGUCUCGGAAUGGGCAUCAAGAUCUCGACCAUCCCGGUCUUCUCGGCAGAGGUCGCGCCGGCAUCUAUUCGAGGUGGAUUAGUUACAAGUUUCCAACUAUGGGUAUCCUUUGGAAUGUUUGUAGGAUACUGUGUCAACCUGAUCUUUUAUCGGGUUGGAAAGUUGGCGUGGAGAUUUCAACUCGCAUCUGCAUUUGCGCCGGCCAUUCCCGUGGUAGUCUUUGUCUGGUUCUGCCCUGAAUCACCCCGAUGGCUGAUGAAGAAGCAACGGUAUCUGGAAUCAUUUCAGUCUUUCUGCCGCCUGAGAAAUACUGAGAUGCAGUCGGCAAGAGAUUUGUACUACGCCCAUUGUCAAGUUAUGGAAGAGAGAGACGCGUUUGCAGGUGUGAGCUUUUGGCAUCGAGCAUGGGAGCUGUUCUCAGUUCCCCGGCUUCGGCGAGCUGCUGUUGCUAGUGGAUGGAUCGUCAUCAGCCAACAGUUCUCAGGCAUCAACAUCAUGGCCUUCUAUAGCUCAACCAUAUUUGUUGAGGCUGGCUACUCAACGCUUAGUAGCUUACUUGCCUCCAUGGGGUUUGGCCUUGUUCUCUUCGUUUUCGCCUUUCCAGCAGUUUACACCAUGGAUACUUUCGGCCGUCGCAAUCUACUUCUCACAACGUUUCCAAACAUGGCCUGGUGCCUUCUCGCGGCUGGGCUCUGUUUUCUCAUGUCCACCGAAAACAGCGCUCGAAUUCCCUGUAUAGCUUUUUUCGUCUAUCUCUUCACAGCUUUCUAUGGACCUGGGAUUGGGCCGUUACCAUCCAUUUACUUUGCUGAGGCAUUUCCCUUGUCUCACCGCGAGCUUGGCGCGGGUUUAACAAUCUGCAUUAACAAUGCUGUUGGUAGUGCUUUGAGUCUUACUUUUCCCUCACUACUGAAAGGACUCGGGCCUACUGGUGCAUUUGGUUUCUAUGCGGGAUUAAAUAUGCUUGCUUUCGUUGUCAUUUUCUUCAUCGUUCCAGAAACCAUGAAACGCACCUUGGAGGAGCUCGAUUACAUAUUUGGUGUGCCAACUCGACGUCAUGUGUCUUAUCAAGUCGGCACUUGGCUGCCUUGGUGGAUUAAGAAGUACAUCUUCUUCCAGCGCAAAGCGAAACUCGAGCCCUUGUACAAGCUAGACGGUUCAGAUGACACAGCCGGGGCUCAGUAA